CUAUUAUUAGACUCACUCUUGAUCACUACAUUCGCGUGUUCACUAGUACUCAUGUCAAUCCACGUCUUUUCUCUUCCUGCAGAUUUCGGCAGAUUUCACGAAGCGUAUCUUCGUUUCUCUCGACACUUUCAGCAAUUCCGUUCUCUCCACAUCGCCAUCAAAGACUGGACUCUCGAUUUCAUCAAGUCCUACGAUCCUUGGAACCACAAGACUCUCGAAUCAAUCCUCCGGGCCAUUGCUAUCAUCCUGGUACUAUUUUUGGUUAUCCGUUUCUGGACCACGUCUUGUUCCCGCUCACCGACGAAGGACUCCCACCGCACGGCCCUUCAAGCUCUCCAAACUGUCCUCGUCCCAAGCUGCUCUCUCUGGUCCGCACGCUACAUUCAGCUCGUCAAAAAUGCCUCAAAUAAGCGUGACGGAUCCAGGAUCGUUGUGCCUUUAAGCAUGCUUCUACAGGACGUCUACGAUGGCGUGAUUGAGCUUCGCGAUCCUCUAUACGAUCUCGAGGACCUGAUAGAUCAAGGUGUUCGUGCGUAUGGCUGUUCCAUCAGUCUGAAAAUUGAGUGGAAGUGGUGGGUAGAAUGGUUAGACCGAAUGUUACGCGGAGACGUUUCAGACAAUACGAAGGGUUUUGAUGCACCUCCACCCUCCGCCGACCAUAGGACUAUUAUCAACCUCAACAACCAUCCACUCACGCACUUGGCUACUACCCAACUUCCUCAAGGUUCCCGCACCACUUUGGCAUUCACUACCCUUUCCAACCACAUCUCCUUCCUCAGCACGUUGCACAUUCUCUGCAUGAUCCCCUUCCUGACCCACCGUCUCCCCCACCGCUUCUCUGACAUCAUCGCAACAGUAAACGAAACUCCACACUUCAAACUAUUAACCCUCACCAACACAUCAGCAGUUUACGCUGAUACGCUCGCAGCACUAUCGAACAAGCUGACAUACGAUCCGGUAGCAAGACAACAGUGCGUCGACGAACUGGGCAUCAAGGGGUGGCGUGAACGAAGGCUAAUGCUCGAGUUCGAGGCUGUUCUCGUGCGGAGAGGCUGGCUGGAGCGCUGGGACGUAGUCUUGGAGGCUCGUUGAUUAUACGUGCACUUGCCGUGUUUGCUUCUUCCUUGAAAUCACUCUUGUAGCUCUGGUUCUUGUUGUUUCCCAUAGAUCCUGUUGCACCAGGGUACUCAACCUUUCUGUUGCAUCGCUUCUCACAAAUUGAUGUUAGAUUCGGCGAAACGGACUAGCGGCAGGAGUCGAUUAGCAAAUGAGUUUCGAACAUAUGAAAAGAUCCUCAUGCCCUGUCAUGCUCGACCAGAGACCAUCGAUACUCAUCGCGAUCAGUGGG
Messenger RNA from Suillus bovinus, 1348 nucleotides. RefSeq lists its product as uncharacterized. The coding region runs from base 52 to 1092 and encodes 346 amino acids. NCBI's taxonomy places the organism in Eukaryota, Fungi, Basidiomycota, Agaricomycetes, Boletales, Suillaceae. The transcript is spliced from 4 exons. The record is from RefSeq and is a predicted model, not a curated record.